Messenger RNA from Falco peregrinus (peregrine falcon), 8271 nucleotides. RefSeq names its product ciliary rootlet coiled-coil, rootletin (gene CROCC). The record is from RefSeq and is a predicted model, not a curated record. Gene Ontology annotation, biological process: centrosome cycle. Lineage: Eukaryota; Metazoa; Chordata; Aves; Falconiformes; Falconidae.
CCUAACACUUGGGGUGAGCCUCGUGUCAGCUUCCACUUGGCUGGGGGGACCCCAGACGCCAUAAAUCCUCAAUCCCAUCAGCUGGUGCUGGCACUGUCUCCUCCUCAGCAUUAAUCAGUGGCUCUUUGGGGUGAGACAGCGUGCUGCCCCGGCUGCGGGGGGGGGGGGCAUUUCCCUGGCAGAGGGUGGCUCGGGGUCAGAUCUGUGAUUUAUUUUGGGAGCAGGGAUGCCUCCAACCACCAGCACGGAGGAUUUGGAGCUCCAGUUAGGGAUUUACCAGUGGCUUUCCAUCUGGGGUGGGGGCAAAAAGUCCUUAAUCACCCCAGGGGGUAAAAUUUGUCACCCUGGGGUGGCUGCGGGGAGGGGACACGUCCCCAGGCGGUUGUUUAAUGCUGCUUUGCCCCAUAGCAACCCUGGCAUGCUCCACCCCAAAGCUUUUCCUGCCAGAGCAAACCCCUGGGCUUUAAUGAGCUUAAUGAGUAUAGAGCUUAACGAAAGGGCUGGCUUACUCUCUCCGAGGAGCUCCUUUCCCUGGUGGGAGCCAGCACCAUCCUGCCGGGGGGGGGACAGCACGGCAAACCUCCCGGAGGCAUUGGGACCCCCGAGGUGGCCAGGAAGAGGAGGGUCCCCGCUCUCGCCGUCACACAGUGAGGGGAAGGCCAAGAUUUCAGGCUAAUCCCGACCACGCAUCCGCUUUCCGGCGACGAGCCGAUACAGAGCCCCCAAAAUCCCAGGAAAAGGGGCUUUGGGAGAAGGAGGCCACGGCAAGGGGGUGCAACGGGCUCGGCGGGCCCCCCCCCGGGGACCCCAUGAGUGAAGCGGAGCCCACGGCGGAGGCUGUGGUUGAGCGGCCGUCGCGGGGGGCCAUGUCCUCGCUGCUGUCCCUCCAGGAGGAGAACCGCAUCCUGCAGCAGGAACUGUCGCGUGUGGAGGACUUGCUGGCUCAGAGCCGUGCAGAACGGGAUGAGUUGGCCAUCAAGUACAACGCCAUCAGUGAGCGGCUGGAGCAAACCCUGCGGCUGGAGACGGGUGAGCGGGACGCGGUGGAAAGCCGGAGCCUGGCGCAGCACAACAUCGAGCUGCGGCGGCUGCUGGAGGAGGAACAAGCCGCCUACAAGCGCAAGCUGCAGGCGUACCAGGAGGGCCAGCAGCGGCAAGCCCAGCUGGUGCAGAAGCUCCAAGCCAAGUUGUUGCAGUAUAAGAAGAAAUGUGGAGAAGUGGAGCAGCAGCUGCUGGAGAAGGCAACGGAGCUGGAGCAGGAGAGGCUGACAAGCCAGCUGGAUGCAAGCAGCUCCCAGCCGGAGGAGGAGAGCAGCAAUGAGCUGGAGAACGCCUUGAUCCGGCUGGAAGAGGAGCAGCAGAGGAGCAGCAGCCUGGUGCAGGUGAAUUCGAUGCUGCGGGAGCAGCUGGAACAAGCCAACGUGGCCAACGCGGCGCUGAGCGAGGACAUCCGCAAGCUGACGGCCGACUGGGCACGAGCGCGGGAUGAGCUGGAGCAGCGGGAGGCAGAGUGGAGGCGCGAGGAGGAGUCCUUCAACACCUACUUCAGCAACGAGCACAGCCGGCUGCUGACUCUCUGGAGGCAGGUGGUGGCCUUCAGGCGUCACUUCGGGGAGAUGAAAGCCACCACUGAGAGGGAUCUGUCGGAGCUGAGCCACGAGGCGUCGCGGACUGGCAGGGCUGCCCACGCCGCCUGCCUGCACCUGGCUGCCAACCUGCGGCUGGCUGAGAGCCAGGCGGGUGCCGUGCGGGAGAAGCAGGCGAUGCGGCUGGCACAGCUGGAGGAACAGCUGGCGGCACGGGCACGGGACACCGACCUGGAGAAAGCCGCCCUCGGAGCCAGGCUGGCGGAGCUGGUGGCAGCCCUGGAGCGCCUGCGGGCUGAGGAUGAGGAGAAGGAGCAGGCGGUGCAGGCGCUGACCCUGCAGCUGCAAAACCUGGAGGCCUCACGCGCCCAGGAGCCAUCGCUGGCAGAGGUGGAGACGUUGCGCUCGGAGGUGGAGCUGCUCCGUCAGACGCUGCAGGAUAUCACCCAGGUGGUGCUGGCAGACGACCCCGAGCAGCCACCGCCACCCCGGGAGUCCUCCCCGUGUCCCUCCACGUCCCCUCGCCGCAGUCUCUCACCCAGCACUGCCACUGCCGCUGUGCACGCCGCCCUGCGCCACCGCCACCUCCAGCUGCAGGAUGCCCGCAGCCAGGCAGAGGCCAGCCAGGAGGUGGCUGGGAGCUUGCGGCGGGAGCUGGAGGACAGUGAGAAGAGGCUGAGGACCCUUGAGCGGCAGCUGGAGCAGCUCAGUGCCGAGGCUGGGGGCUGCCGGCGGGCGCAGGAUGAGGCCCUGUGCGAGGUGGCCCGCCUGCGCGCCGAGGCUGAAGUCCUGCGCAGGGACCGGCUGCGUGCGGAGGAGGCGCUGGCGGGGGAGCAGCAGCGGGCAGGUGCCCUGCAGCAGGAGCGGGCGCAGCUGCAGCGCUGGGGCGAGGGGCUGGAGGAUGCCCGGGAUGAGGCCGCCCGCGCCGCCGAGGCCGCCCGGCAGCAGCUGGAGCACAGCCAGCAGCAGCUGGAGGAGCUGGAGGCGCAGCGGGCCAGGGCGCAGCAGGAGCUGCUGGAGGCGCGGGAGGCACUGAGCCGGGCCACACUGGAGGCCGAGGUGGCACGGGGUGAGCAGGAGGUGCUGACUGAGGCGCUGAGCAAGGCGCAGGGGAGCUGUGGGGUGCUGGCAGCGGCGCAGCGGGCAGCGGCAGCCGAAGAGGCCCGGCUGCGGGAUGCCCUGGCCAAGACAAGCGAGCUGGCGGCCGGGCUGGCACGGGAGAAGACGGAGCUGAGCCGGACCCUGGCACGGCUGGAAGAGGAGCGGGAGAGCGGCCGCAUCCGGACACGGGAGCUGGGGCAGGAGCUGGCGCUGCUGCGGGGGCGGCUGGAGCAGGGGCGCCGGGCUGGGGCGGCCGAGCGGCAGGGGCUGGAGCGGGCACGCAGGGCGGCCGAGGAGGGCUGCCGGGGGCUGCGGGCAGAGCUGCGGGUGCUGCGGGGCCAGCAGCUGCGCCUGCGCCAGCACCUGGGGCAGGCGGCGCAGGAGCAGAGUGCAGCGGGUGAGGCGCUGGCGCAGGCUCGGGGGGAGCAGGAGCGGUUGCGGGGGGAGCUGCUGCGGCUCAGCCGGGCCCGCGAGGGGCUGGCCAAGGAGGGGGCCAGCCUGGCCGUCCAGCUCGCUGCCGCCCAGCGCCAUGGCCAGGAUCGGGCCCAGGAGGCGGCUGGGCUCAGGUCGGAGAAGGAGGGGCUGGAGAGCAGCGUCUUCCAGCUGCAGCAGCAGCUCGCCCAGCUCAGCACCCGCAACCAGCAGCUGGAGGCCGAGGGCCGGACCCUGCUCCAGGCCAAGGAGGUGCUGGAGGCGGAGCUGGGUGCGGUGCGGCAGGAGCGGGAGCAGGAGCUGGAGGUGCGGCGGCAGGCAGUGGCGGCGGCCGAGACAGCGGCGGUGACGGUGGCCCUGCAGAGCGCCCGCGAUGCGCACCAGGACGAGCUCGACCGCCUCCAGCGCGAGAAGGAGGAGCUUGAUGCCGAGCGGGGGCGGCUGGUGCGGGAGCAGGAGGAGCUGGCAGCUGAGCUGGCGGUGGUGCGGCAGCAGUGCGAGAGCGAGAAGCAGCAGGCACUGGCGCUACAGGAGGAGGAGAGGGCGGCACUGGCGGAGACCCUGGGGGGGCUGCAGCAGAGCCUGGCCGAGGCCACGGCUGAGCUUGAGCAGCAGCGACGAGAGGUCAGCGGCCACCAGGAGAAGGAGCAGAGCCUGGCAGCAGAACUGCGCAGCCUGCGGGUGCAGGCGGAGGAGACAGCGGUGGCCCACGAGCGGGAGGCGAAGACUCUCCGUGACCAAGUGAUGGUGGCGGCCAAGCAGCGGGAUGCUGCCCUGCGGGAGGCGGAGGAGGCACGGGCGCAGCUGCGGCUGGUGGCGGAGGCACGGGCGGCGGGGCGGCGGGAGCUGCUGGAGGCGCAGCGGGAGGCCCGGGAGAGCCGGGAGGGCCGGGAGGCACAGCGGCGGCAGGUGCAGGAGGCACGCCGGGCGCUGGGAGACGAGGCCAGGGAGAAGGAGGCCCUGAGGCGCUCCAACGAGGAGCUGCGGGCUGCACUGCGGCGUGCCGAGGGCGAGCGCAUCAGCCUGAAGCGUGCCAGUGAGGAGAAGGAGCAGCGGCUGGCACUGGUGGAGGAUGGGCGGGCGGCGGCAGACCGGGAGGUGACGGAGCUGCGGGCAACCCUGCGGGAGCUGGAGCGUGCCCGCCUUGACGCCCGCCGUGAGCUGCAGGAGCUGCGCCGGCAGGUGAAGGACUUGGACAGCGAGAACAGCAAGAGGAGCAAGGAGGUGGGUGACCUGCAGGCACGCGUGGCCCUGGAGGAGCAGCGGGAGGAGGAGAGCCGCCGCGAAGCCUUCGGCCUCAGGCAGAAGGUGGCAGAGAGCGAGGCUGGCACGGAGGCCGCCAGGAAGGAGCUCCAGCACCUGCAGCGGCGGCUCUCAGAGGCGGAGGGCGAAUUUCGGCAGCGAGAGAAGGACCUGGCCCGCAGCUUGGAGGAGGCUCGGGGCAAUGAGAAAAAGCUGCUGGCUGAUGCCCGCAACCUGCAGCUGAAGGUGGAGGCGGCGCGUGGGGAAGCGGCCGAGCUGAGCCUGCGCCUGAGCGCGGCCGAGGGUCGGGCACAGGGACUGGAAGCUGAGCUGGCCCGUGGCGAGGCACUGCGCCGCGCUGCUGAAACCCGCCUGGGAGGCCUCCAGUCCGCCCUGCGCCGUACCAUGGGCAUCGGCCGGGCACAGGCUGGCUCCCCGGGCAAGGGUGAGGGACCAGGGGGGUCGGGGAGCCCCAGCUCAUCCCCGGACCCCGAUGCAGCGGCUGAGCCCGAGGCGGUGCGGGCAGCCCUGCGGGAGUUCCUGCGCGAGCUGCAGGAUGCGCAGCGGGAGCGGGAGGAGCUGCGGGUGCAGGUGGACACCCUGGGCCGGCAGCUGGAGGAGGUGGAGGAGGAGCGGGACAGUGCCAGUGCCCGGGCGCAGCAGCUCCAGAAGCUGGUGGCUGAGAGCGAGGAAGGGCGUCGCAGCACGGAGCUGAGCAGCACCCAGGCCACACUGCUGCUGCAGGAGGAGACGCUGCGGCGGGGCGAGCGGGAGCGGCGGGCGCUGCGGGAGAAGGUGGCGACGCUGGAACGGAGCCUGCAUGCCACCGAGGGCGAAUGCCGAGCCGCCCAGGAGAGGCUGAGCGCGGUGAGAGCCAGCGAGGCCGAGCUGCAGGAUGCCAAGCGGCGGCUGGAGGUGGCGGAGAGCCGGAGCACCCGGCUGGAGCUGCAGCAGCGGGUGCUGGAGGGCGAGCUGCAGCGGGCACGGCUGGCCCUGGGCGAGCGGCAAGCGGAGGCACGGGCGAUGCAGGACCGUGCUGAGCUGCUCCAGAAACAACUGGCGGAGAGCGAGCAGCGCGCCGGAGCUUUGCAGCUGGCGAUGGAGCGGUUGAGCGCGGUGCUGGCGGAGAGUGGCUCAAAGGACGAUGCACCGAGCACGGCAGCGUUGGCCGAUGUCCCCGUGGUCCAUGAGCAGCUGCUGCAGCUCCAGAACGCCCUGGCUGCUGGCGAGCUGGACCGGCGGGCGCUGCAGGAGGGGCUGGAGGUGGCACGGCAGGCGCUGGCGGAGGCGCGGGAAGAGAAGGGAGCGUUGCGGGAGCAGCUGCAGGGAUUGCGGGAGGAGCAGGAGGUGCUGCAGCGGAGCAAGGAGGAGCUGGAGGCGCAGGUCCGGCAGCAGCAGGAGGCGCUGCGGCAGCAGCAGCAGCAGCACGGGGGGCUGCAGCAGCGGGUGGGCAGCCUGCAGCGCGCCCUGGCCCGCACGCAGGGCGAGAGGCGGGAGGCCGAACGCGUCGCCCUGCGCCUGGAGAAGGACAGGAGCGCCCUGAGGAGGACCCUGGAGAAGGCGGAGCGGGAGGCGCUGCGGGCGCGGGAGGACUCGCUGCGGCUGGAGGCGCAGAAGGGCGGCCUGGCUCGUGCCCUGGGCACGGCGGAGCGGGAGCUGGCGCGGGCACGGCAGCGCAUCCAGCUGCUGCAGGGCCCACCAGUGACCAGCUGUGGGAUGACUGGCACCCCUGGGCAGGCACCGGCACCGCAGCCCCCGUCGCCCCUGAGCCCCGCGCCCACCGCGGCGCUGCAGCGGGAGCUGGACCGCCUGCGCAUCACCCAGCCAGCGCCGCAGCAUCGCCACCGUGGCCUGGAGGAGCAGAUGGCGCUGCUGAAGGGGCAGGAGCUGCACCGUCACCCCAGCACCAUCUAGCCCGCCCUCCCCGAGACCAGCACAACUCAGCUCACGGGUGGGGGUCAGUGGCCCCAGCCCCCCGCCUCAACAAACACAUCGAUUUUCACCUCAUCAUUCCCUUUUCUCAAGCAAAACCGUGCACUUUACCAAUGAGAUGAUGCCACUCGUGUAUUUUCAGGAUAGGUUGGGACCUGAGGGGAAGUUUUUCCCAUUUUUCUAUUGCGAUUUUUAACAAAAAGUUUGGAAAUACUGAUUUUUUUAGCCCCAGGAGAACCCUGUAUAUAUUCCACUUGAUUUAUCGUGAUGCUCCUCCCGCCUCACAACCUCGACACUCAUUUUUCCCUUUUUUCUACAAAAACACACCUGCUCUAGGGCGGUGGUUUUUGGGGUGGGGGGUGUUUUGGGGAUGCCCAAAUGGCUGUCUGCUGGGGCGCAAGGCUUGAUUCAGGUCCCUAAAUGAUAGCAAAUUAAUAAUAAAUAAUAACAAAUUAAUAAUAAAUAACAGCAAUCAACAGUAAAUAGCAAGGAAUAAAUAUUAAGAAAUACUAAUAAAUAAAUUAUUUUUAUUAUUAUUAGCACCGGGGCCAUGAAGCAGCACCGUGCUGGGGUGCCACUGCCCUCCCACGUGCUCCCCAGCCCGUGAACUGGGAAGCCCACCCCGGGCAACUUUCUGUAAGGGAAUUGGAAAAAUGUAAGGACCACGCGCUGCAUCCACACUCUCUAAGAGAGGGGUAUGCUAUAGGGCUGUAGAUAAGAGAAUUGCAGCCUCUGUAAGAGCUACAUGCUAUAAAAAGAGAGCUGCCCCCUGUGUAAAGGUAUACACCUUAUAGAGCUGCCCCCUAUAUAUGAGCAGGUGCAAUAUAAAGAGGGCUGCACGCUAUCUGGGUUGCACGCUAUAGAAGAGAACUACAUGCUGAAAGAGCUCGAGGCUGCACACGUGGUGUAAGAGAGCAGCACAGUAUAUAAAAGAACUAUAUCCUAUAUGACCUGCACACUAUAUAAGCAAGCUCCACCCCAUAUAAGAACUAGAUACCGAGAGCUGCAUGCUAUAGGGGUUGCACACUAUACAAGAGAACCACGUGCUAUAUGGGAGCUACACCCAGAGCUGUAUAUGCGAUAUAGGUGCUGCAUAAGAGCUGCAUGCUAUAGGGAGGAGCUGAAUGCUGUACAUGCCAGCUGCACAGUAUGUAAGAGAACUGUAUCCUAUAUGGGCUACAUGCUGCGUAAGGGAACUGCACGCUACAUGCUGUAUGAGAACUAGAUACUGACAGGUACAUCCUAUAUGAGCUACAUGCUAUAUAAGAGAACGGAUAUAUAUAUAUAUAAUAUAUAUAUAUAUAAGCAACAUGCUAUAUAAGAGUGCUGUUCACUAUAUACGACCACAACACAAUUCCCUGUGAGGGACCUGGAGAAACUCCCCACGCCGAACCCCUAAAGCCCAAACUAUUUUCUAUAAGUGACCCAGACCCCAACCCUCUUUCUAUAGGGGAACCUGAGCCCUAAACACUGCAGAGCCCCCUCCUCCCCCCUUUUCUAUAGGGGAACCAGGCAACACCCCAGCAUCAACCCUCCAAACCACAGAGCAGCUUCUGUGAGACUCAGAAACGUGCCCCAAACGCCUCUAUACAGCACUUUUUUCUAUAAGACACCCCCCCCAAACUAAGCCCCCCCCAAGCUGCACUAUUUCCCCCAACUACUCCAAAAUCAGCUAUUUUACAAGCCCCAAAACACCCUGAAAACACCCCAAAACCAUCAUCCACAGCCCUUCCUCCUGUGCACGGGGCUGGAUGGCUGGGAAUCACUUAAAUCAGCAGCAACACCCCCCCCAAAGUUAGACCCUUCCCAAAAAAUCAGCCCCCCUCCAAAGAAAUCUGAAAUCUUCCCCAAAAGUCAGAAAUCCACCAAAAAAUCAGAACCCACUCCCCCAAAAAGUCAGAAAGCCCCCAAAGAAAUCAGAAGUCUUCCCCCCAAAAAAUCACAAAUCCAUCAAAAAAUCAGAACGUCAUCCCCCAAA